AAUGUUAAGUUUGUAUAGAAAUCAAUUAAUAGGAUAAUAAAAAAGGAUACUUCUUAUUGGAAGUGGUUUGAUGGCAGAAGCUGUCAUCGAUUAAUUAUUAAAGAGAAAUGACGUAUCAUUUGAAUAAUUUUGUAGAAUUUUGUUGUUGUUGCUUCUGCACAUGUAGAAGAUGCUAGAAAAGUUAUAUAGAAUAAAGAGAGAUGUUCAGCUCAUCAUUUAGAUGUAACAGAAACAGAGGAAUUAAGAAAAUUUGUUAAGAAUUCAGAUAUUGUAAUAGCUUAUAUUCCACCAUAAUUUAUUGUUCCUAUAGCUAAAAUAUGUGCAGAAGUAGGAAAAUCUAUGAUUACAUCAUAAUAUACAUUUCCAGAAAUUAGAGCUUUGGAAGAAGAAUGUAAAAAAAAGGGAAUAAUAAUAUUGAAUGAAAUUGGAUUAGAUCCAGGAAUUGAUCAUUUGGCAACUGUUAAAGUGAGAGAUGAAGUAUAUGCUAAAGGAGGAAAGUAAAUAUAUAUAUUAUAAAAUUAAGAAUUAUUGAAUAUGAAUCUUGGUGUGGAGGUGUUCCAAGUCCAGAAUUCUGUGAUAAUCCUUUUGGUUAUAAAUUUUCAUGGAGUCCUUUUGCAGCUAUAAGGAAUAUCAAUAAUGAUGCAAAAUAUUUAGAAAAUGGGGUUUAAAAAUAUAUUCCAGCAUCUGAGUUACUUUAUUCAACUGAAAUUAUUCAUGUUAAUCCAUCAUUAUAAAUGGAAGGAUAUCCUAAUAGAGAUAGUUUACCAUAUUAAGAAUUAUAUGGUUUGAAAGAUUGUUAGAAAUUAGUAAGAGGAACAUUAAGAUAUCAAGGACAUUGUGUAUUAAUGGCAGCAAUGAAGUCUUUAGGAUUUGCAUCAGAGGAGAUUAUUAAGGUUGAUAGAGAGAUGAGUUGGUUUGAAUAUUUAUUGAGCAAUAUAAGGUUUGAGUCUUGUUCAACUAAUUAUUUAGCUAAUCAUCAUAUUACUUAAUUGGCUAAUACUAUUGAUUAGAAGGUGUUUACGUUAGCUCAAUUAGAAACAUUAUUAACUAAAGUGUUUAAUCGUGUGUUCUCUUAAUAUUAUUAUAAAGAUAAAAGUGAAGAAUAAUUAUAUAAGGAUGCAGAAUAAAUAACUUAUACUUUGAAGUGGAUGGGAAUAUUUGAUCCUAAAAAUCUGAUUUUAAAUAAUGUUACUCAUGUCCAUAAUUUUGCUGCUCAUCUUUAAACUCUUAUGAAUUAUAGAUAAGGUGAGACUGAUUUAGUAGCCAUGUAACACAUCUUUAAAAUUGUUUAUCCCAAUGAUCCAAGAGUUUAUGUCAAAAAGUCUACUAUGGUUAAGAUUGGACAUAGAAAUGGAAAGUAUUUUUUCUAUAUCUAAUAUAUUUAUCUAGAUCUGCAAUGGCUAUUACAGUAGGUGUUCCAACUGCUGUGGCUACUUAAUUGAUUUUGGAUGGAGUGAUCAAGGUAACUGGAGUUCAUAUGCCAAAUAUUUCAGAGAUUAAUACUCCUUUGUAUGAAGAACUCAAAAAGGAAGGCAUUUAUUGUGAAGAAGAAGAUUAUUGAAA
This is a messenger RNA of Paramecium pentaurelia, 1563 nucleotides long. NCBI's taxonomy places the organism in Eukaryota, Ciliophora, Oligohymenophorea, Peniculida, Parameciidae. The record is from the annotation of a GenBank genome assembly.